UGUGAUGAAAACAACGAUUAGUAACGUGAUUUAACCCGUUCAGUACCACGUAGUAGAUAAUUUAAUAACAAAAGUGUGUGCAGGAUUUCUUAUCUUCUCUUGGCUUUUCGGAUACAGUGUCUGCAAAGCACCCGAAAUGGAUCGUCGAUGACUGUUGUGGCCCUUCAGCUGUUCCUUGGAAUCAGCCGUGAUUACUUCGUGGGCGAAUCGAGACUCAGGAUGCUUCUCUUGGUCAUCUGUCUCUUCUGUUUCUGCGGAGCAGGCGCCAUUGACAUAUCUCAGUGCAUCGCCCCGCUGGGAAUGGAGUCUGGGAUCAUUCCUGACGCCGAUAUAACGGCCAGCUCCAGUUUCGACAGUGGAAACGUCGGCCCGCAUCGUGGACGGUUGCGUCAGGAGAUCUUGGGCGGUGCCUGGUGCCCCAAACAGCAGAUCACAACGGACUCCAAAGAGUGGCUUGAGAUCAACCUUCACACUGUACACAUGAUCACAGCGACCAGCACUCAAGGCCGUUUUGGAAAUGGACAAGGUGUCGAAUUCGCCGAAAACUACGUCCUCGACUACUGGAGACCGCGACUUGGGAAAUGGGUCCGUUACAGGAGCGCUCAAGGAGACGAGGUGAUAACAGGAAACACCAACACCUAUCUAGAGUCCAAGCGCGAACUGGAACCGCCGAUCUGGGCCAGCAAGCUGCGCUUUUUGCCUUACAGCUACCACCGGCGAACGGUCUGCAUGCGCGUCGAAAUCUAUGGAUGUCCAUGGAACGACGGUAUCGUAUCGUACUCCAUGCCUCAGGGUGACAAACGGGGAAACUUGGAGUUCUUCGACGCCACUUACGACGGCCAUUGGGACGGAGUCCAACUGCUCCGAGGUCUUGGUCAACUUACCGACGGACGAACCGGAGCCGACAAGAUCAGGAUGGGGUACUAUGACGAUCGAAGACAGGGUUGGGUCGGGUGGAAGAACGACACCAGAUCUGGGCACCCCGUUGAAAUCAGGUUCGAGUUCGACCAGGUCCGGGAAUUUUCCGCUGUCCAUAUCUACUGCAACAACCAGUUCACCAAGGAUGUUCAGAUCUUCUCCGAGGUCAGCGUGCUCUUCAGCAUCGGUGGAAAGUACUACACCGGUGAUACGAUAGUAUGGGCAUCGAUGGAGGACAAGAUAUUCGAGACAUCGAGGAACAUGACGGUCAAGCUUCACCAUCGAGUUGGGAAAUUCGUCAAGCUCAGAUUCUCCUUCGCCGCUAAGUGGAUGAUGCUUAGCGAGAUUACCUUCGAUUCCGACGUCGCCCACGGCAACUUCACUCCGGAACCACCACCGCCCACGGAGCCCACGCCGCCUCUUCUCCGCGGGAAUUCCGCGCGGGACGUGCCGCCCCAGGUCGAGGUUCCAGUUUCGACCGCAAAGCAGGACGACCCCACCUACAUGGCGGUGAUCAUCGGCGUUCUAACCGCCGUGAUCCUGCUCCUGGCGGUGGCGAUAUUUCUCAUAGUAUCGCGGCACCGUCAACGCAAAAACUUCGCCAGCCCCCUCGGAGCCAAGAGCUCGAUUCCCUCGGGAAACCAGCACCUUUCUCCCGAGUCUGCCUACGGCACCACCGAGAAGGAUCCCUCCCUCAUGACCUACAGGGUCGAGGAAGUCUACGACAGGUACUCUUCCGGCGGCAAGCUUACCACUCUGCCACGGGAGCUGAACGACCGUCUUCUCGGUGACGUCAGACUCGACGAGUACCAGGAACCCUUUCACGACAAGUACAGGGAACCACCUCACGCCGCCUACUACGGCUACAGCACCGUCGUCAUCGACAGUAAAGACCUUCACGACAACGUUGAACAUUCCGAUGCCACGUACGACUACGCGGUGCCAAUGCCAGUUCCAAGUGUGAGCAGCGACCAGGACAGCGUGUUCUCCAAGUCCUCGUCACGAGGCAGCGCAAAGGCAUGCUUACAGAGCUUCUUCCCGCCACCGCCGCCGCCGAUGUCAGCGCCACCACCCCGAGGUUCCAACAACCUCACGUACUCGAGUCCCCCGAGUCCGGAACCGAUUUCGGAGCGUGAAAGACGGGGAAGCAAACGCAGAGAACACUCGCUUCAUCGCUACGCGUAGAGGAAAAAUUUCGAGGCAUGAGAUGCGGAUCGCCUACGGAUGGUCCCGAAGGACGAAGAAGGAUCUGGACGAGAAUUCGGACGUGACUGACCGAGUGCUGCUCCUCCCUCUCCUCCCCUCUCCUUUUCUCCAAGGAAAGGUAAGGCAUCUACGGUGUGACUUGGAAAGCGUUCUUCGUCGUUUCCCUAGUUUCUGAUCGUGAAAUUUAUCAUCAAUAUGGCGAGAAUCAUUCAAGAAAGACUGACGUCGUAUCAUAAAAUAAUUAGAACGCGCGUAUGAUGAUGGCGUAUAAUUAUGCGCGAUUAUCUUUUAGAAUUUUCUUUCCUCUUCGCUGUGCUGUUUUCAUAUUAUACCUGUAAUAUAGGUAUUUGUAUAGGAAA
Messenger RNA from Diprion similis, 2483 nucleotides. RefSeq names its product discoidin domain-containing receptor 2-like. The record is from RefSeq and is a predicted model, not a curated record. Lineage: Eukaryota; Metazoa; Arthropoda; Insecta; Hymenoptera; Diprionidae. The coding region runs from base 148 to 2103 and encodes 651 amino acids. The transcript has 9 exons.